AUGGCGGCUCAGAACAAGUUCACAACCUGUACCUUUGUCCUGAAGAAGUGCGAUUUCUCUAGCCCUUCGCUUGCACCAACAUGUGUAAAGAACUUUUGCCAGGGAGAGCCAUAUGGCUUUGGCUCUUGCACAGCGGACUUCACGGGCAUACCUGCAGAGUGCUGCUCGCAGAGCACAGUUGGUGAUGUAGCACAAUGCAUGGCCAACUUUCAGCAGCAGCAGGGAUACGGCAUCUUUGGCGACGCUUGUCUUUCCGUGGAGCGGUUUGUGACCGAGUGCGAGAACGCCAACUCCGGGUUUGAUACGGCAACUUUCGAGCAGCAGGCCAGUUGUCUCUGCUACGACAGCAACAACAACUAUGCUCCAGACGCCUGGGAUAAUGCGGUGGCCACCUGCGUCAGCACGGGAGAGAGUGCUCAUCCAACCAUCUGGAGGGCCUUGCAGAGAAACUCGGAAGUAGUUGGCCUGUGUACCAAGUUUGCUGGUGCUGCAGCCACAACCGGUCCCGCGACAACCGGCCCCGUCCCGACUGAUUCGGCGAGAUUUACCACUACCGAAGAUGUUUCUCCGGAAACAUCAGCAGCUGACAUGGCGACUCCAACCGAGACGGGCUCGACAGCGGCUAGAAGCACGGAUUCAAGCGACCAGACUUCAGUGGCAUCAAGUGUAACACGCAGCGCAGCCGCGACGACCACGACAAGCAGCUCGUCCGCCGCUCGAAUUGGACAGACGAGCUACAUCCAGUUGAAGUGGGCAGCUGUAGGCCUCGGGCUCGUGUUGCCUUGUUUCAUCAUGACGCUAUGA
Molecule: messenger RNA, 804 nt
Organism: Trichoderma reesei QM6a
Lineage: Eukaryota; Fungi; Ascomycota; Sordariomycetes; Hypocreales; Hypocreaceae
Exons: 3
Coding region: 1-804 (267 amino acids)
Source: RefSeq, a predicted model, not a curated record